CGCGCGCUAUGUUUCUGCCUGAUGUCCACAAACAACUCGGUUUUCUUUCAGUUUUCUACAUUUAAAACAAAGAUUUAACGGUGACGUUUGGCAACACAAACUCGUAGUUGUGGCUUAAUGCUCCUGAACAGAAGACACAGACUGUCAUUUAUGUCGUCCUGACCUCGCUCAGCUGUCAUCAUGUCCCAGACCAACUCCUCUCUCCUGGACGAGGUGGUGCAGUGGAGUCAGGAAACCUGCCGCCAGGAGCUCAAGUCCGUCCUGCCAAAACUCACCUCUUUGCAUAAUAACUCUGAGAGUUGGGAUGACCAUAUACGUGUGUUGAAGAUCAUUACAGACAUGUUCCUCCCUCAUAUUGGUUUGUCUGAGCUGGAAGAUGAAUGCUUCUCCAAGAUCCUACCAAAGGCGGUGACGAUGUUUGACCGCAUGAUGAAAGAAAUCAUGAACCAAGUUGGAGGCCUGUCGAGUCAAAACACUGAACUGUGUUCCUUUCUCAGGAACAUCCUGCAGGCAAUGAUGCAGAUAAUCGAUGCUCUAUCCACCUGCGUGCGUCAUGUUGGUUCGUUCGAGGAAACUCCUGAUAUAGACGCCAUCCGCUCGUUACCAACUUGCAUCCUGAAAGUCCUGAGGGAAACCUUUCAGCACUGCAAGGAGAGUGAGGUGGUUUAUUGCGGCCGCCGGUCCCUGGUGGCCGACCUGCUGCAGGGACUCUUUAAAGAGGCCUACUCCCUCCAGAAGGCUCUGCUGGAGCUGCUGGAGCCGAUCUCACUGGACAGCAGCGCCUCCGAGGAAGAGGUCUCUGACAUCGUAACAGUGAUUCACAACCUGCUGGAUAUCUGCUCCAUCACCUCUAACUUGGACAUGGCACUGCAUGCAAACACAUGGAAGUUUGUCAUCAAACAGAGUCUGAAGUACCAGUCAUUGGUGGAGGAACAUCUGCAUCACGGAGACAUCAGCAGCAGCCUGUGUGACAACCUGCUGGCCUCCUUCCUCACCUCUGUGGAGCUCGCUGAACAGAUCACACACGCUGGACUACAGGAGUCGACACAAAGCCCAGAAUACAAACUGUUCCAGAAAACUGCAAAGAUGUGCAGAUUCUUUGCCAACACGUUGGUUCAUUACAUAAAGGAGUUUAAAUGUUUUCUGACAAAGUAUUGCAACGACUUUCACCAACUCUACCUCCAGAUAAUGUGUAAGUUCCCUCCCAGCCUGUGUGCUCCAGCUCUUCCCCCCGCUCUGUCCGGGGAGCUGCAUACAGCCGCUCUGGUUCCCAUCGAUGCCUUCCUGCUCCAGCUGCUGCCUCUAAGGCCCUUCGCUGAAAUUGUCCUCCAGCAGGACCUGCGGCUGUCUCCUGAACAUGAGCUUCCUCACUGUCUCCUGCUGGUGAACGUCCUGGGUCAGCUCUCCUCCCAACCAGAGGAGGUGCUGCAGCUUUGGUACUCUGGCAGCCACUUCUCAGAGGAAACUCCCAGGCUCCCUCUCUACCAGGCCUUGUUCACCAGUUUCAGGCGAUGCUACACUGAGCGCCAGGUACCGGUGCUGUUGCCGGGGGUGAUGAUGAAGGGUCAGGCCCAGGUCCAGGUCUCUCUGCACAACCACCUCUGUGUGCAGCUCUGUGCCAGCGUGGCUGCGGUGCCUCCGGUGUUCCUCCCUGUGCUGGAGCGCUGCUUGGUGCAGACGGUGCUGCAGGCGGACGCUCAGACCGCUCUGCUGGCCACAGAUGUUUGGUGCUUCACUGCACGGUACGGGACAGCAGAACUGUGUCUGCAUCAUGUCGUCCUUGUUGCUCAGCUGGUGAAAGCUUGCACCACUGAGUGUUACCAGUCGCUCCACCUGGGCCUGCUGCUCAAACGCAUGGUUUUCCUCAUGACGCCCGAACACCAGAUGGAGCUGUUAACUCGUUUCCCGCCGUCUGAGGUAGAAAACCUUUCAGUGUGGAGACAUGUCCUCCUCAGAGCUCUUUCCCAAGAUGCUCGUCACCGUGUCGAGACCGACAUCAUCAGCCUCGCUCAAAAAGCUCUGACUGACUGGCAGAAUGGAGGCUACAAACUAGGACAAGUGGACAAAAUGAACACGGUGCUGCGGCCCCUCCUGGCGGUGGUCCGGGUGCAGACCUCUCCUGAGGACCAGUGUGUGCUGUCUGCUCUGAGGGUCCUCACACAGCUGUGGUUACGAAUGAGUCCAGAGCAGGUGCAGAGCCAGCCCGCGCUCCACUGCACGCUGCAGCUGCUGCUCUCCAUAUCAGCCGUUCUAGUGAAAAACAUCGAACCUCAAGUCAUCUACCAGGCUCUGCUGUGUGUGGACGCCGUGGUGUCUCAGCGGUGUGCCGAUCAGCUGACGCUCGCUGCUCUGGAGUUCCUCUCCUCUCUGGGGAAGAUCUUCGUCCCCACAGACAGCCAGAGUCAGAUCCUGCCGAGGCUGAGCGGCCUGUUUGGAGCCAUGUUGUCCGACAGGUCCUGGCCGCUGCACCAGCACGCUCUGGAGGCCUUCUCUCACUUUGCAGAGAUUACAAACCAUGAAGAGGUCAUUUCCCAGAGUCUGUGUGUUGAAGAAACCAAGGCGAAGGUGGUGAACUAUCUGAGCAAGACUGUAAAUGCUCGGGAACAUGUGGAGUCACGGCUGCAGAGGAUCAAACUGGAGAAGGUCGUUAUUGAGAAACACAACGAGAGGCUGGAGAGCGACAAAGAAAAUGCUUCUGACAGAAUCACUGCUGAAGCUGCUGCUGAAACACUCACUGCUGAAGCUGCUGCUGAAACACUGGCUGCUGAAGCUGCUGCUGAAACACUGGCUGCUGAAGUUGUAGCAGACUCAGAGCCGUGUCCAAAGAAAGCUCGGCAGGAGUUUUGUGCAGAGGAGGAGUUCAGCCGCUACGUCACCACCGCUGAGAGCGCUCUGAAAGCUCUGCAGGCUCUCACAGAACGCACCUCUCCUCCAACACCUCCACCCUGGCUGGAGUCCAGACUGCAGGAGCUCCAGACCAUCCUCACACACAUCAGAACAGCCACACACACAAGCUAGCCCCAGAUGUAUUUACUUCAUAUAUAGAAAAACUAUUUAAAGUCUGUGAAACCCUUUCUCUGCUGCUGUGAAGUAUCAGCUUUUAAACCGGUUGUUUUGUUUAUUAAACUUGUUUGAUUACA
This is a messenger RNA of Trematomus bernacchii (emerald rockcod), 3140 nucleotides long. RefSeq names its product chromosome unknown C1orf112 homolog (gene firrm). The coding region runs from base 181 to 3018 and encodes 945 amino acids. The transcript has 25 exons. NCBI's taxonomy places the organism in Eukaryota, Metazoa, Chordata, Actinopteri, Perciformes, Nototheniidae. The record is from RefSeq and is a predicted model, not a curated record.